CGUGUCUGACGCCGCUGGUCGGCGGCCACGUAGAGCACUAUUAGCCAUGUUAUAGCCAACCCGAUCUCACAGAGGUCACGUUGUAGCCAGCUGUUUCUUGUGUGUAAAAAAAAAUUGUGUGGGCCUAGCCGUGACCUCCGUGACGAAGGCGCCGGCCUAGCCUCCUAAAUCCACAUCUAGAUCUACAAUGGUGAACAAAUGUUGUGUCCCAUUUUGUAAGGGAAAUUACAAUAAAGAGACAAAAGCACAUGUUUUCCAAUUCCCUAAAGAUGAAGACUUAAAGAAAAAAUGGCUAGAGGCAAUACCUAGGAAGGAUUUCACACCAACAGGAUACUCUAAAAUCUGCCAUAAACAUUUUAAAGAAGAAGAGAUUUUGUGGGUGGACUCCAUGUUUGAUUUUAAAGCUGGAAAGUUAAUUACAGCUCCACGGUCAAAACCAAAACUGAAAGAAGGCUCAGUGCCAUCAAAAUUCCCCAUGCUCAGUCAUAGUAUUACUGCCAAUAAGCCUAUUACAAUCCGACCUAAAUCUACUGGUACUGUUACUCCAAAACAUAGAAAAGUCUGUUUAGAACCACUUGAGGUCUUCACUAGCCCAAGUAGUGUACCCCCAUUAAAUCUACCCUAUCCAAAUAGUGUACCUGUACUUGCUCUAUACAAUCCAAAUAGUGUACCUGUUGUUGCUCUGCACAAUCCAGCUGUUGAACAAGGUGGCUCAGAAAGGCAGAAAAGAAAGAGACAUGAAAUAUCACCAGCAGUUUUUACAAAUUCUUCUACCUCAAAGUAUGAUCAAGAACCCAACAGUUUGGAGGACUCAACUAGUUCAUCAUUUUCUGACACUGAUCAAAAACAGAAUAUUUGUCUGCUAGAACAGGAAGGGACAGAUAAUAAUCCACCUAACAUUGGGAUUUUGGCUCCAGAUGAGAUAAAACUAGAACCAGAGGAACCUGUUCCUAAUCAGAAUGAAUUGCAAAUAGAUCAAAUGAAAUACAGAAGGAAAAUAAAAACACAGGCGCAGAAACUUAUCAGGAACAGAAAAUGUGGGAGCUAUAAAGAAACAGAAGUUCAUUGCCAGACAGAUAUAAGUUGCUUUGAUAUGAAAUCAAUUCAUAUAUUAUCUAAACUAGAUGCUAAGUAUAAAUCAAUUCACACAUCAACUAUUCUAGAUUCUAAAGGUUUAGAUGCAUUGGUGGAACAAAAUAGCCAGAUGAAGUCAUUUAUUCAUGCUGUUCAUUGUGAGUCUGGUCUUAACCCUACCCCAGCACCUAAGGUCACCGCCAGCACAAAUGUUAAUUUCCAACUACAGGAAGUCAGUUUAUCCCAACCUAGUGAACCACAGAGAAAAAAAAGCAUACGCUUGUUUCUGUUAGCAAGUGCAUUGGUUAACAAUGACGAGGCAACUAAAUACUACACUGGGUUGCCAACCUAUGACACAUUUCAUACAGUGGUACACCAUGCAAGCAAGUAUGUGCCCCCUGGCAAUGUGAAGCUCGCUCUGGAAGAUGAAGCCUUUAUCGUCCUUGCUAAACUGCGUCUGAACCUCGGGCUUGAAGACUUUAGCUAUAGGUGUGGUUUAGGUGUUGAGUCAAUCAAAUCAAUAUUCCACACUUGGCUUGAAGCUCUGUACUUCACUCUUGGUGGACAGGUCCUGUGGCCUGAAACCAAUGAAGCCCAAUUUCCAAAAACUGUUAGUGAUUCCCUUUUUGAAAAUGUGAAAUGUAUCAUUAACUGUGUAGAAAUUUUUAUUGAAAAACCCAGGGGCUCACUGGCUAGAGAUCAAACCAGUUCAUCAUAUAAAGGCCUUCAUUCCAUUAAGUUCUUGUUAGCUUUUCAUUCAUCCGGCUCUGUCAUCUAUUUAUCAUCCAGUUGUGGUGGAAAGGUCAAGGAUAAGCAGAUCAUACUUGAAUCUGAUUUAUUGGACAAACUUACUGGUACUAAAAUAUUAGCUGAUCGUGAAUAUGAGAUCACAGAGGAGCUCAAAGAGCGUGGCGUGGAGCUAAUUAUUCCAGUUUUUCCCAAAGAAAGUCACCUUUUGUCUGCUGAAGACAAGGAACAGUCUCUGAAAAUGUCCAAAAUGAAGAAACACAUUCAGCAAGUCAUGGCACAAUUAAAGGAUUUCAAAAUUUUACGAGAAAUUCUUCCAGUUAGCCUUGUUCAUUUACACAAUCCAAAAUGUGAUACUCCAACCAUAGAACAAAUGGUAAGAGUAGUUUGUGGAGUUAUUAACAUGAAUCAUUCAAAAGCCUGAUAUGAAAAAAAUUCAAUAAUAUUUUGUUAAUGCAUUGACUAUUUAAAAUUGAGUUUUGUUGAUUAUUGUUGUAUUUGUUUGUUUUACAUGCUUCGAAUAUUACCUCCUAGCCCAAACUUACUGCAGGAUGGUCGGGGAUGGGGACAGAGCAAGGCUUGAACCCAGGACCAUCGAGAUGACGGUCCAGAGUGCAUACCAAAUAACCAGGCAGCCAUCCACACAAGAGUAAAUUUCUAUACAUAUAUUUUAUGAUAUUAAUGAACUUUUGGACAAAAGAUAGUUGCAGAGCUCAAUAGAAGUUGUGUAGCCAAUAUAAAGACCAUUUUACCAUUCCUAACUUUUUCUAUCUUUAAAUACAAUGCCCACCUUACAAACAUGUUUUACUAAAUUUUCUGAUAGUCUGUGCCUGAUGCAUUUAUUUUUAAAAAUAAUUUUUAGGCUGUAUAUACAAAGACAACAAAUUAAUUAAUAUGCUGAAAGAUUAGAAACAGUAAGAAUUGUCAAUAUCUUUGGCCUAAAAUUCUGUUCUUGGAUCAGAGUGAAUUAUUUGGUGCUGUACCAUGGGCCCAAAGAAACGGAUAGGGGAUAAUUUAAGUUCACAUACCAUGUUCAUAGCCUUGAACAAAUGUAAGGAACACAAUUUUGGGUUCAUCUUGCUUCCCUAUAAAUCGACUGACGAAGGCCAGCACCUUGAGGUACCCAGUAUCAUUGUUUGCUCCUCUGAAAAGAGAAUGGCCAAGAUUGUUAGGAAGAUAAAAUGAAACUUCCUUCAUCCACCUCACAAGAAAAUGUUUUCUGCAAUGCUUGGCUCUGUAAUAGAUGGAAUGGAGACGAGAUGUGCAGAAAACUUAAUUUCUGGUUUCAGAGCCUGUGGCAUUCAUCCACUUGAUCCAAGUGUUACAAAAAAAAUCCCUGCCACAGAAAAUCAGACUGAACACAGUGUUUCAGAGGUUGUGCUAAACUACUGAACUGUAAAUCUUUUCCCCAGACAUAUAGAGCUGGCACUGGGAAAGGAAACACAACAUAACAAAUAUUGUUCCACCAGGCUAAUCAAUCAGUGUGGAAGAGUAAGUUCAGAUAGGCAACACUAUACACCAACAUCACUUGUACCUGUAAAAGACAUACAGGUAGAUGAAAUUCAAAGUGCCUGUACUGACAUUGAUUCUUCACAUCAUUUCUGAUUCAGAGAUGAGUAGUUACUUUCUUGACAAAGAAAUGUUGGAAAAAUAUUUUCAAAGUUAACUUUCCAUGUUAAAAAUAAAGUAUGUAUUAAAACAUAAAAAUUU
This is a messenger RNA of Biomphalaria glabrata, 3531 nucleotides long. RefSeq lists its product as uncharacterized. The coding region runs from base 188 to 2245 and encodes 685 amino acids. The record is from RefSeq and is a predicted model, not a curated record. The transcript is spliced from 6 exons. Lineage: Eukaryota; Metazoa; Mollusca; Gastropoda; Planorbidae.